Molecule: messenger RNA, 394 nt
Organism: Gracilinanus agilis (Agile Gracile Mouse Opossum)
Lineage: Eukaryota; Metazoa; Chordata; Mammalia; Didelphimorphia; Didelphidae
Product: metallothionein-2B-like
Exons: 3
Coding region: 79-267 (62 amino acids)
Molecular function (GO): metal ion binding
Source: RefSeq, a predicted model, not a curated record
GCCGUUCUUUCCUCCACAUCGUGCUCCCAUCCUUCCUUCUUCUGUGGGAACUGCAAACUUAACGUCUCCCUGCCAGCCAUGGACCCCAACUGUGACUGUGUGAGCGGUGGUUCUUGCACCUGUGCAGGCUCUUGCAAAUGUAAAUCUUGUCGAUGCACCUCCUGCAAGAAAAGCUGCUGCUCCUGCUGCCCAGCAGGAUGUGCCAAGUGUGCCCAGGGCUGUAUCUGCAAAGCCCCCCAGACUGAGAGUUGCAGCUGCUGCCAUUGAUGCUCCCACUUUUCUUUGCCUGUAAAUAGAAAUUGUAUAGACCUGAAUUAUCCUAUGCCAAAGAUAUGUUUUCUACUGUUUUUCAAUGAAACAUGAAUUAAAAUAAACUUGAUAUAUAUCUUUACAA